Molecule: messenger RNA, 6503 nt
Organism: Brienomyrus brachyistius
Lineage: Eukaryota; Metazoa; Chordata; Actinopteri; Osteoglossiformes; Mormyridae
Product: nck-associated protein 5-like
Exons: 13
Coding region: 1542-5885 (1447 amino acids)
Biological process (GO): microtubule bundle formation; microtubule depolymerization
Cellular component (GO): microtubule plus-end
Source: RefSeq, a predicted model, not a curated record
ACUGCUUCGGAUUGUUCAGUAGGUGCGUGCUGCUACAGGGCUUCGCACACCAGAAAGAGGAGGCAGCCCUCACUGGCCAUCCACCAUGGUGUUAUGGUUCUAGUCCAAAGCUCUGAGGUGAUGCCGGCUGAGGUAGAUACCGUUUCAUGCCCUUAGGCCCUGUGUACUUGGGUGACACAGUGAGCAGGACAGCUGCAUCCCUCCUCUGACCUUUAUAAUAAUAAAAAUGAUGUGGGGGAAACUGAGGUUUGCCAAGCAUUCUGAUAUGAGAGGCUGCUUCCAUCCAUCCAUCGUGCCAGCUCACCCAGUACAGGAUCUGAGGUGGGGACUCUGGGCAGGAUGCCAGUCCAUCACAGGGCACAGUCACUCAUUUAGGGCCAUUUAGAUGUACCAAUUCACUUAACCUGUGUGGUUUUUGCACGUAAGAAUGAAAUCCAUUGAAACAGGCAAAAAGUACAAAAUUCAGACAAUUUGGGGGAUUUGAACCUAUACCCUGAUGGUGUGAGGUUUCAGUGCUGCUAUUUUCAUUACUUAUACAUGACUUUGAUAAUAAUGUGCUUAACACAACCAACUGAUAACAAUCCAAGUAAUCCAGUUUCACCGUGUAUAUCCCUGUGAUUAAGCAGAGCCCGGGCAGCCUACAGCAGCUACUGGCCUGUCACAGAGCACAUCUUAAGCUAUCAGGUCGCAUCAUGUAUCUGCAGAAACGUUCAGGAACGUGUACGUGUGAGUUCCACACAAAGGAGGUGCCUGAUGCGGGACCGGGCAGCGGUAACGUUACUUUCAAAGGCGGGUUUAUAGCAACGUGUGAAGAACUAAAGCUGCAAAUACUGUAAAAUCUACUGUAUGCCGGGGUGGCGAGCCCUGGCGGUGCAGCAUUUACUCUACACGGCGUGAUCAGUACUGACAUUAGUCCUAUAUUUAGUAAUAGUCACGUUUGCGAAGGCAUCGCACGCCCGGUGUUAUAAAGCAGUCGCUUGCAAGGCGGACCGGCCCCAUGCUGCCCCGUGGAGGGAAGAGACGGGGCGGCGGAUGCGGCUCCCAGCCAUGACAUCACCGUCCCUGACGAGGGGCUGAGAUACGGGGGAAAUGAGCGCAGUGCCCGGGGAGCAGGAAGCACGGCUCGUCGGCGCUAAUCAAAGCCCCUUAACGCGCGUCCCGGCGUCGGGGUUGAGCCUCUUUUUGUCUCAUUUUUCUGCAGUCCCCGGCGACUAAUGAGGGCAACAGACACAAGCUGCCCCGGCUGGACACACCACCGGCUUCCUGACCUGAGGAGACCCAGCCCUGCAGAAAAGAGCCAUUCAGGGGCUUCGAGACUUAUCUGGGACGCAGUUUGGGAGCCAAUCCCGGCCUGAGGCUUCAGACACGUGGCCUGUCCUGAUUCUUCAUGCUUCAAGUGGACAGGGAGCAGCCUGAUAAAAGACGGGGUGACCUCUCCACUGUCCUCUGGCCCCCCCCCAGCCGUCCUCUCAGCCAGCCAACAAGGGAUCUUCCUGUCCCCUGAUGUCACCUUGCGAAUACUGCUCUCUCCUUAGCUCGCAAUGUCUGAAGAGACCAAAAUGUGCGAUGAGUCCUUUGGGUCAGAAGAGGGCGACGCUGAGCCACUUCUGGAGGAGGGGGAGAACACCAGGGAGCUGCUAGGGAGGCUCAGGGAGCUGGAGGCAGAGAACUCCACUCUCACUCUCGCCAAUGAGAGUCAGAGGGAGGCAUAUGAACGCUGUCUGGAUGAGGUGGCCAAUCACGUGGUUCAAGCUCUGCUCAACCAAAAGGACUUGCGGGAGGAGUGCAUCAAGCUGAAGGUGAGGGUGUUCGACCUGGAGAGGCAGAACCGGGCCCUGAGUGAACUUCUGAACCAGAAGCUCCAUAGCGAACUCAGCCCCCACCAGCAGGCAUCUUCUGUACCUCAGCUGGAGCCUGGUCCUGACCCACUCCUGACUGGUACUAACAGGCAGCCAGAAUCUCAACAUGAAACAGCAAGCAAGAGUGAUGGGGAUCACACGAGGGGCAAUACCCCAGGCACACAGGGACGGGCUGUUUCCAUGGAGGCUCUGUCCCCUUUCUUCAAGAAGAAAGCCCACAUUCUGGAAGUGCUGCGUCGGCUGGAGGAGACCGACCCUCUGAAAUUCCACCCAGGCGGGGGUCUCCCAUCCUGCUGCCAUUUCACACCGGCUUUGGUACCAGCCGGGGCCGCCAUCGCGUCACACUUGUGUCUGGACGCCAAUGCGUCAGCUGUGAUGAAUGGCGAAGGCCACGGGACUCCACAUGAGAGCUGCCAGUCCUGCUUGAUGCUCGCCCAGAGGAAUAUGGACGUUGGAUCUAAGGUCCACCGAGUUAGUGGUACUUCACAACCCAGAGCAGAGGAACGACUUGAUGACCAAGGGGACUCGGGUUCCCAAGCCGCCGGCCCUCCUUCUGGCAGCACAACCAAACCAUGCAUGCACAGCACACCUGCGGAGGAAUCCGGGUUAUCCACGGACCCCUCACACACCAUCAGUACCGAUGCUUACCUCUAUUCCAUUAUUAAAGACACUGCUCAGAAACAGCCUUCCAGUGAAAGACCAGAGGGAGGGGAGCCUCGUGAAGAGAGAUACUGUGACAAGCACUCGGGUGUAGUCCUAAGCAUGCCGUGUACAUCACAAGCCAAUGAACUGGACUCUCUGCCCCUGAAGCACAUAGGCGCAGUAGCCAUCCAGAGCUUGGCUACAGGACAGAUCGCGGAAGGGUACUGCUUCAAACUGGCCAGUGAAGUAGCAAAGGUGAAGAACUACUUGUACACCUCUACCUCAUACCAGCCAGUCCCUGGUGUGAUAGACCACCAGGCCAGGAUGCAAAUCUGCAAUAGACUGCACCUCGCAUCCAAUGAGGACCCAAGUCUUAAAAAUCUGGCGGUGGCUGAUUAUGGCCCCGUCCCUGGCAACAGCACAGUGCAGCAACCGUCCCCUGGGAAGGUCAGCGUUGCACUCGGGCCCACAUCCAUUUCAUGCCUUAGCGAGGCUAAGGCCUCCCCGAUCUCCUCCCCCUCCAGGCUGCUCAGGUUCCUAAAAAUCCCUUCAAUGGGAGAGCGGGCGCAAGUGGCGAGUCCCCUACGACUGAGCCCCCAGCUCACCCGCAGCUCCAAAAUACCCUGCCGGAACAACACCUAUGAGAUUUACCACUCUGCAGUUGGGUCCCGGCAAGCUACCAGCACAGAGAGGGAAACACAGUCGUCUUCCUCAAAGACUAAUACGUACCCCGCUACGCAUUCUGCACCCGCUUCCCCUCCCAAGGAUGUCUGUCUGUCUGUGGCUAAGAAUUAUGUUUUCAACAGUCACUCCACACCAAAAUCCAGCUGCAGUACCAAGCUGAAACCAGGACAGAGGAACAUCCAGAAGGAGCCCCACUACGAGAACGUAUCCGGCCUUUCAGCUGCAGGGGUACCGCAGCACCUUGAAAGGAUGAACAUUUCUCACUUCCCUCCCUACCCUGGCCCCUUGGAUGCUCCGGACAGACAGCCGAGCUCCAGCACAGAAUCGUCCUCGAGCCUCCAGUCAUCGGGCCGAGACACUUAUGCAGAGAGUGCGCUCUGGUGCCAGGCACAGAGCCACCACAGUCUGCCCAACUCCUUGGUUUUUCAGAAAGCCCAGAGUGGAUGCGUUUUCUCCAGUGUGAGGGAGAAAACACCAGACAGAUAUGCUCCAUGGGGCCCCGAUGUCAUCCAGGCUAGUGAUAGCCCUAAGAGAGGGGAUAGUCCUUCCGUUUCGAAGAAGCAAAUGGUAGGGAAAUCCGAGGGAGAUUCCAGCCAUCUUCCAUUCAAGGAGCGCUUAGCCGCACUCGGCAAGCUAAGGAGCACUGACGACUUGCAGGUAAAUCCACGUGCAGUGGACAGGAGGCAUGCACGGUGCAGUAGCGGCAGAGUCUCUGGGGCGAGCAUUAACGAGAAAAGCAGGACGGCUGAAAGGCAGGGUGACCGCACUCCAUCGGAACACAAGCACACCAAGUACUCAGGUUCCCUAGAUGGAAAGUCUUACCCUAAAGCCAAUCUCAGUAGCUAUGCUUUGAAGUCCCCAGGCUCCUGCCUGCCUUGUGAACCAGGAGCCAAGUCACUGCCAUUGGGCUCUGUAACUACCAAGACUGAGAUUGAGAUGUCCUCCUCCAGAGUUCAUGCAACUAAGAUCAAGGCUGGCAUGCCGUCAUCCAGCACAGAACCCCCUCACGUUCUGCGUAACUAUGUGAAGUGCGUACCUUCCCACAGUACCAGAACUACUCCUAGCCCUCAGAGCAGCCCUGCAAAGGUCUCAGCAAGGUCCCCCUCCAGACCUGGCCAGGCUUCCUCCUAUCCUCGAGGGAGCAAGCCUGCCCAUGAUGAUCGUGGCCCUUCACAAAGGCAGCCAUCACGGCCAGAAGACAGAGGCAAGCUAACUGGUAGUAAGAAAAGGAGUGCCAUCUACGCUGAAAGCCACCCGGCCUCACCUGCAAGGCCGUAUGUUCCUGGACCUCGAUCUGCCAUUGAGCAGAAAGUCAUGAAGGGGAUUGAGGAGAACAUGCUGAAGUUGCAGGAGCAGGACCGAGGGCAGGGCGCCGAGGCCAAGCAGAAGGCCUCCAAUGGCAUUGCCAGCUGGUUCGGCCUGAGGAAGAGCAAGUUGCCGGCGCUCAGCCGCAAACCUGACACAUCCAAACCCAAGGAGGACAGGAAGGAGGGGAAGCUCAGUGCGUCCUCCUUGGGAAAGGAUCCCAAAGCAGCCACCAAGAAGAAGCUGGAGGUGGAGAGCCUGAAUAUCUCCAAGCUGAUGGAGAAGGCAGAGGACCUGCGGCGGGCCCUGGAGGAGGAGCGCGCUCUCAUGAAUGGGGUGGCCCUGGACCGUCCAGGGAGGGGCCACUCUUGUGAGGUAGUGAUGGACCAGGCUCAGGGGCAGCUAUCAGUCAUGUAUAGGGGGGUGACUUCUGACAACUUCAUGCAGCAGUUGCUGAACAGGGUGGAUGAGCGGGACACAAGCCACUUUGGUCUGGCACACCGCCGCCUCUCUUUUGACUCCAAGAAGUCCAGACCCCUUUUUAUCCACCACAGAAGUGGCGGCAUUCCUCACACCAAGAGUAAUGAAGACAUGGAGAAGGGCUCGGGCAUGGUGAGAAAGGGUGAAAUUACAUCAGAGGAGAGCCUGGCUGAAUCUGUCACCUCCCAGCACUUUGCAGGCUCCGCUGCCUCCACACACACGCUGGACAGCGGCAUUGGCACCUUCCCUCUACCCAACUAUACCGGCAGUGCGCUGGGCAUCCCGAGGCUGAAGCCACAUCAGGAACGAGACACAUCCGCGUGCUGCGGGCGGCCAGGGACCAAGGCGUCCCGCCGGACCCGGACUCUGGAGAGAGAGCUGUCGGCUUUGGAGGAGGCACCCCCGAGGGAUGCAGAACAGAACACACCCACGCUCUAUGCUGCCGCCCUGGAGGAAAAGGCCACCGCUGCAGCCCUGUCCUGCACCAUCUCAGGAGAUGACAGUACCGACGACGCCUUUGGGGCGCAGAUGGCCUCUUUACCCUCUAAGAACUGGACCUUUCCCAGCGUGAAAGCACCUGCGGGCCAAGCAGAGGUGUACCUGGGUGUUGGGGAGGAGGUGCAGCUGGCCAGCCAUGGGAGUCCCUUCAGACAGAUUCUGAAGCCCUCUGGCCCACCAGCCCCCACUGAAGCUGAGUCACAGAGCCUUUCACUACCUCCUCAGCAGGCACAGGGCCGCCGGGCCAAAGGUCGAGCUCCCAGCAGCCCUGAGGUGGCCAAGGAGGUGGGGCUGGAGUUGGCGAAUGAGCGCCCAGACGGCGUGACGUCUGCAAGCCAGCCCCAGGUGCUGGAGACCCCGGAGUCGCUGAGCGACUCGCUGUACGACAGCCUUUCCUCCUGCGGCAGUCAGGGUUAAGGGGUUGAGUCACACAUGUAAUCCCGCCCUCAGAAGGGGGCGGAGCUGAGUCCACAGCCUCUCUCCAGUUUCUGCUGGACAGUGGACAUGAUCACCGUUCCUCAGGGUCCGACCAAACAGCAGAUACCGCAGAUAUCUGAAGAGGACUGAGCAGAUAAACAACCUGAACCCACUUCUGAAGCUCUUCCACAAAGAUAGACCCAGAGACCGUUCAGUGGGGCCUCCAGUAAGCACCACACUGCUCAAGGUGGAACUCCUCAGAAAACUGGGAGGAUUUCAGUCUUUGGAGACCAAGAUCAUGUCAAAUUAAAUAGUCCCAGCCAUGAAAGCCACAUUCUUAUCCCCACUUAAGAUUCCUUUUUUAGUUUAAUUUUAAUUGGUAGAUAAACAUUAUUUAAAUUGAUGCUUCUCUUAAGUUUUAUAUUGGUUCUGAUGUGAAUAUUGUUGGCAUAUCUGUUUCCUCAUGAUUGCUUUUUUUAUUGUACCGGCAGAACUCGCGGCAGCGUCUGUGCGCGAGCCAGACAUGACCCUCUGUGUUAGGGACAGAAAGUUAUUUAAAAUUGCAGUUCAAGUUGGCAAUAAAUUUGUGAGCCGAAACAGGUGGAGCUGAGAGCAGAA